AGCGUGUUCCCCCCUCCACCCAUCCUUCCGCGGCUGGUGCUGCCCUUCGGCCGCCGCGGAGCGCGGGGCGCGGAGGGCCGGGCUCUCAACGCUCGCACAUCGCACCGCCGCUCCCCUCCUGCCUUCCGCCGCUCUCGUUUGUUUUAAUUUUAAUAUUUUUUUUUUUCUUCCCUCCUCCUUUUCUCCUCCCAUCCUUUUUGGGCGCUUCCCCGCUUGCCCGCCCGCCCCGGCGGGCUGCCCUCCGCGGGCGCGCAGCGCGGGGCCAUGCCGGCGGGGCCGCCGGUGCUGCGGGCUGCCCUCCUCCUCAUCCUCGUCCUCCUGCUCUUCCUCGGCGCCCCCCCGGCCCGCGGAGCCGUGUACACCAACCAUUUCUUGGUGGAGCUGCGCGGCGGGGGCCAGGCGGAGGCCGAUCGGGUGGCGGCGGAGCAUGGCUUCGGCGGGGUGCGCAAGCUCCCUUUUUUAGAAUCUGGAUACUUCUUUUAUCACAAUGGCAUUCCUAAAGCCAGGAGAAAACGCAGUCUUCAACACAAGCUUCGUCUGGAAAAGGACUCCAGGGUGAGGAAAGCUGUGCAACAGGAGGGCUUCAGCAGAAGGAAGAGAGGAUAUAGAGAUAUCAAUGACAUUGACAUCAACAUGAAUGACCCUUUAUUUACAAAGCAAUGGUACCUGAUUAACACUGGUCAAGCAGAUGGGACUCCUGGACUUGACCUUAAUGUAGCUGAAGCAUGGGAGCUGGGAUACACAGGGAAGGGAGUAACCAUAGGAAUUAUGGAUGAUGGAAUUGAUUAUCUGCAUCCAGAUCUUGCAUCAAAUUAUAAUGCCAAAGCCAGCUACGACUUCAGCAGUAAUGAUCCCUACCCCUACCCCCGCUACACAGAUGACUGGUUUAACAGCCAUGGGACAAGGUGUGCAGGAGAGGGUGUCUGCUGCUGCCAACACAACAUCUGCGGCGUGGGAGUCGCCUACAACUCCAAGGUUGCAGGUAUUCGAAUGCUUGACCAGCCAUUUAUGACAGACAUUAUUGAGGCUUCCUCCAUCAGUCAUAUGCCUCAAGUCAUAGAUAUAUAUAGUGCCAGCUGGGGGCCAACUGAUAAUGGGAAGACUGUGGAUGGACCUAGAGAGCUAACACUGCAAGCCAUGGCAGAUGGUGUGAACAAGGGCCGGGGUGGCAAAGGCAGCAUCUAUGUCUGGGCCUCUGGAGAUGGGGGCAGCUAUGACGACUGUAACUGCGAUGGUUAUGCCUCAAGCAUGUGGACAAUCUCCAUCAACUCUGCCAUAAAUGAUGGAAGGACAGCUCUGUACGAUGAAAGCUGCUCUUCAACCUUGGCCUCCACCUUUAGUAAUGGCAGGAAGAGAAAUCCAGAGGCUGGUGUGGCCACGACGGAUUUGUAUGGCAACUGCACCCUGCGCCACUCGGGCACAUCUGCAGCUGCCCCCGAAGCAGCCGGAGUGUUCGCCCUGGCCCUGGAGGCAAACUUGGAUCUGACAUGGAGGGACAUGCAGCAUCUGACAGUGCUCACCUCCAAGAGGAACCAGCUCCACGACGAGGUUCAUCGGUGGCGUAGGAACGGCGUUGGGCUGGAGUUCAACCAUUUGUUUGGUUAUGGUGUCCUGGAUGCAGGAGCAAUGGUCAAGAUGGCAAAAGACUGGAAGACUGUCCCAGAGAGAUUCCAUUGUGUCGGGGGGUCAAUACAGGAACCUGAAAAGAUACCACCAAGUGGCAAGCUGGUUCUCACGUUGACAACUGAUGCAUGUGAGGGGAAGGAAAACUUUGUGAGAUACCUUGAGCACGUCCAGGCAGUUAUAACUGUGAAUUCUACCCGGCGGGGAGACCUCAACAUCAACAUGACCUCGCCCAUGGGAACAAAGUCCAUCUUGCUGAGCCGGCGGCCCAGGGAUGACGACUCCAAGGUGGGUUUUGACAAAUGGCCUUUCAUGACCACACACACUUGGGGGGAAGACCCCCGAGGCACCUGGGCUCUGGAGAUCGGGUUUGUGGGCAGCCAGCCCCAGAGGGGUGCGCUGAAGGAGUGGACACUGAUGCUGCACGGGACUCAGAGCGCACCGUACAUAGACCAAAUAGUAAAAGAUUAUCAGUCCAAACUGGCCAUGUCCAAGAAGGAAGAGCUGGAAGAAGAAUUGGAUGAAGCAGUGGAGAGAAGCCUGAAGAGUAUACUGAGCAAGAACUAGUGCUGUUCUGCAUGAUGGUGUCUUUCCUUCCCCAGACCCCUCUACUCACCUUUCUACUAUCCAAACCUCUGUGUUAGACAUAUUACAAUGAUCGUCUCUGUAGCCAAAUUAUCACCCCUUCUUGAUUUUAAAGUCUUAUAUCUCGUCAAUAACUACUUUAUUUGCCACUGAAGCAAUCAGUUUUUUACUCUAAACCACAAAUGUACUGUCUCCCAACGGAUACUGUGUACAGUUUGUGACUGUAAAUGAUUUUUUCUUUUGUGUCAUACAGAUAGGUAAUAACCUGCAAAGAAAUUGACGGCUUUUAUGUUCAUAUUUUUGUGGUAAACGUUGUUUGUAUUUAAAAAAAAAUAAUGAAUUUUAACACUGGCAGUUGGUGGUAAUGGGCACAUUUUUAAAAAUUACUGUGAGAGAGGGAAUCACAAAGAGGUUGUCUGGAUAGGUCUUUAAAUGUCUAACAGCUCCUUCAGCAUCACUGAUAUCCAUGGGACUUUCCCCAUUGGGUUCAACCAAAGUAGCACUAGACCCUACAAAAAGAAAUAAUCCAGAGAUGAGGAAAAUUCACCAAUCCAACUUGCAGAAAUCCAAUUAUUUUGUUUUCUUUAAUAAUACACUUAUACGAUAUACAUGCUAACACUUCAGCCACAGGAUGGGUCAACAUGCCAUAAGGAAGGCGAAGUGAUGCCAAAGCCAGGUGAUGGGGGGGGAAAAUGCUUUGCAAACUGGGUCAGGGCAUUCUAGAAGCACAAGUUACAGUUUUGGUGGAGGUUCUUCAUUUGGUUGGUUGGUUGGUUUUUUUGGUGGGUGUGGUUUUUUUGGUUUUUUUGUUUUUUUUUAACUUUGGCAAUUUGAAUCAAUUUACCAUCUUUCAGCAGAACAAGCACAUAGGGAUGAGCUGUAGGAUUUCUGGCAACUUGUGUGCAGAAGUGCAUGUGGUGGUCUCUCUACUGAGAUGUACUCCAGCAGCAUAAGGUGAGGCUGUGUCAGCAUUACCAACCACAGACCCCCUAUUUUCUGGGGUUGAAAUGUGGCUGCCAAUAAAUUGCUGUGGGAGAAAUGUGAAGCAUGCAGUUUCAGUCCCAAUGCAAUAUUUAAUUCAAAUUUCAUUUUUAAAAAAUAUUUAUUGGUUUUAUGUUAGACAUAUUUUUCUCUUUAAAUAUAUCUGUAUAAGUUAUUAAUGCGUAAUGCAAAGUUUGCCUUCUUGGGAGAUAAAAUAUAGUGUGUUUGGGAAGAUUUGUUGGCAGUCGUUGCUCUUUCCUGUUUGAAGAGUCCCACCUUGACUUUUUAUACAGGAGUUAAAGUCAGUCUCUCUUGCCCUCAGAGUAUUACUGCAAAACGUAACAUCCUCCUUGGUGGGAAUUACUCGUGGUAGCAACCACUACAUGUUUCCAGGUGUGAGAUCCCAAAUUUAGUAUUUGAAUAAUAAAGAGUCUUGAUUCUGCAAAUAUUUAGGCACUUACAAUAAAGGCCCCCAGUGGACCUACUCAACUGGUAAGUUUAAGCAGGCAUUUCAGAUCUUUGCAGGACCCAAGAUCUACUUUGUAGCAGCGACAGGUUUUAGAAUUUUAUUAUGUAUUUUUAAUAUGCAGAGUAUUAAUUUAAAAUGUUUUAAUAAGAGUUGUCCUGAUAGAAACUCAUUCAGUAAGUAAAUAUUUAUCUAACAAAACAUAACCCAAAGGUUUUUGGGUGGACACAUUCCACUUAGGAAUGUAUAAUCUGUGCUGUUAAUUUGAGUGAAUAUCCAUCUUUUAUUUUUCCAUAAGAGGUCUGUUCUUUCCUUUACAAAUCCAAAUGAAAAAUAAACAGCUCAACCUACUAAAAGUCUCUGUGAAUUACACUCUAAAGGCAAGCCAAGGAGCCUUGCACUACUCACAGGUUCCUCAUUGUGUGCAACAGUCCCAAAGGAAGAAUUUACCAUAUAAAUAUAUAUAUUUAUGCAUACACCUGUAUGACUAAAUGCAUAUGACACACCUGUGGCAUCUCUCUCUCUCUGUAUAUAUAUAUAUUACAUACAAUAUGUAUAUUCAGAGUAUGUUACAUAUAUUUGCUUAAAAAUAUAUAUAGAAUUACAUAUGGUAUGUAAUGUAUAAUACAUAUAUACACAUCACAACCUUUUGUGUGUAUGUGAUCAAAGAAAGAGGUUACUGAAAGAUUUUUAAGGACUUCUAAAAUGUGGAAAAAGUUUUGGAAUAAGAAAAGUCCAUGUGGUAUUCUUAAAUGAACAUGUACCUGACUUUCCAUUGCAUUAAUGUAAUUUUGCAGUUCUCUGUUCAAUUAUUAAAUAUCUUAUAAAGCAGCAAAAUAACUAGAUGGUUGUUCAUAUUUUCAUAAUGCUGACAUAAUUUAUUAAGUGAAAGAUCAUGAUAAUGAGAGAUAUACAGAAAUGGUGAGUUUUGAUAUAAGUAUAUAUAAAAAACUAUGUGUAUAUACAAUACAAAGAUCUACUUCAAAUUCUUUAGGAUUUUUGCUUCAAGGGAUCACUGAAAAAUAUGUCCAGUUAGACCGGGUUUUUACGGUAUUGCUGAUGAAAAAUAAAGUUAAUUUGUUAGUAUUUAUAAUAAAGGAGAAAAUAAAGCUCAUGUUGCGAAAUAGGUGAACACUGUUUAACUAAAGUGAUGAUGUUUUAUAAUAUGAGUAAAAUAAAGAGCUGUUGUAAACCG
Pseudopipra pipra is the source of this 4850-nucleotide messenger RNA. It is a transcript of the gene PCSK2, whose product is annotated as proprotein convertase subtilisin/kexin type 2. Gene Ontology annotation, cellular component: membrane; neuron projection. Gene Ontology annotation, biological process: peptide hormone processing. Gene Ontology annotation, molecular function: serine-type endopeptidase activity. NCBI's taxonomy places the organism in Eukaryota, Metazoa, Chordata, Aves, Passeriformes, Pipridae. The record is from RefSeq and is a predicted model, not a curated record.